Molecule: messenger RNA, 1486 nt
Organism: Notolabrus celidotus (New Zealand spotty)
Lineage: Eukaryota; Metazoa; Chordata; Actinopteri; Labriformes; Labridae
Gene: gskip
Product: gsk3b interacting protein
Exons: 3
Coding region: 125-526 (133 amino acids)
Biological process (GO): regulation of canonical Wnt signaling pathway
Cellular component (GO): cytoplasm
Molecular function (GO): protein kinase A binding; kinase regulator activity
Source: RefSeq, a predicted model, not a curated record
GCAAAAUUGUGUUUAGGUAUUUGCACUUCAGGGCCACCGUACAACCUUCUCCGAAGAGCUCCGAAAAGCUCCGAGGGGACUCGAAGCUUCUACAAGCCGGAAGAACACAACCAGCGAGGAGGUGAUGGAGAUAGACUGCCAGCCUGAAGAGUCCAUCAUCUCUUCAUUUGAUGAGGACUGUGUCGAGCUUUGCGACGUCAAAGACAUGAGACUGGAAGCAGAAGCCGUCGUCAGUGAUGUUCUUUUUGCCGUCGCUGAAAUGUACGUGUCGCACAGUCUCAGCAGUGCGUUGGACGUGGCUUACAUUAACGUGGAAACCAGAGAGGGAAACCGGUACUGCCUGGAGCUGACCGAGGCAGGACUGAGGGUGGUGGGCUAUGCCUUUGAUCAAGUGGAUGAAGAUAUGAGCACCCAGUAUCAUGAGACUGUUUACUCACUUCUGGACACGCUGAGUCCCGGGUACAGAGAAGCUUUUGGAAAUGCUCUGCUGCAGCGACUCGAGAGGCUGAAGCAGAACGGACAAUAAAUAGGACCAUGACACUGCAUUAGUUGUUCAAAUGAAACAGAAGCUGAGGAUGUGGGUGCAUUUGGAUACGGGCUAAAUAACCAAGUUUGCUCAAAUAUCAUAGCCUCUUCUGUGACGUUUACCUGCCUAGCUGCCACUACAAAGAGGGCGCCACCCGGCCCGAUCCACUCUGCUUUCUUCUGACUUUCAUACCAUCGAAUGACUCCAUGUUAGCUUAGUGACUGCUAGGGAAUGGCUGUGUGGGGUCCUGUUGCAACAUUGUGUUGUUGACUUCACUGUGGAAAGGUCCUCCUGCUUCCACACGUUACACCUCUGUGACUGUGAAUUCUGCACCUUUUGUACCUGUCAAAAUGAUCUAAGAAAGCAGCAGCUCAUUCUUAUGAAGUAUUCAUCCAGUUCCCACCCUCCACCCUGCCUGCACUAAAGCUAUGAACUCAUAUAUGAACAACUGGUUCUUAUUUAGCAGGUGUGAAAGAGCCAAAGCUAUCCUCCAUCAGCUUAACUCAUAUAAACUGCCUUAAUGACUGACUUUUGGUUCAAAAGUACAAAAAGAAACUCAUUUCCUAACCUUUUAGUAACAGAAAGAAAAUGUAUUUUGUGGGGCUGUGACGUCACAUGGUAUCAUUUUUCUCUGCAUACUGCACAGUGUAUUGGAACUCAAGCUUUCAUUUCUAGCUGCUCCUGUAAAAGUAGAGAAGCUAUCCUUGUGGAGGUUUAAAUUAUGAUUUAAAGAUACUUGUGUUGUAGUCUUGUCUUCAAUUUUUGGAACACGUUGCCAGGAUGCACAGUAUGUGUCAGACUUUUAUAGCUGCCUAAAGAAGAUGUUGGUUUACUGUACAUGUGACCGGGUUAUGAUUCUGAUACUUCAGUGUUAAUUUGAGUAAACUUUAUCCUUUUGUUUUCCUACACUAUCUUGCUGCUGGCCUUUGCAUAGACCAAUAAAGUCUCAAACACAUCAGU